This is a messenger RNA of Ceutorhynchus assimilis (cabbage seed weevil), 2806 nucleotides long. Lineage: Eukaryota; Metazoa; Arthropoda; Insecta; Coleoptera; Curculionidae. The record is from the annotation of a GenBank genome assembly.
GUUGACCGAAACCCUCCAAUACAUCACCAAAAAAUUUUGAAAUAUGACUUUAUCAGCUCAUUGUAGUGCAAAAAAACAGUGAUGCGUAGAUGAUGGGUAGCGAUUGUUCCAAACGAUCAAGUCAAAAGAAUAUUUCUCAAAGAGAAUUUAUGUCGCCCAACAUGGCUCCAAGGAGUUACGGGGGUUUGAACGAUGGUGAUAUUCGAGUGCAAUCUGUUGUACGCGAUGACUUUAUGGCAACGAAUGUUAUCAAAAUGGAGUUGGAAGAAAAUGUGCAAGCGUUUUUGUUGAAUAACAUUAUUAUGGGAGUGCAUUUUUUUCCUGAUCACAAAGAAGUAAUCAACAGACUCCAACAUGUCCCAUCGACACCAGAAGAAAAAGAAAUGAGCAAAACGUUAUUGAAGGAUGAAACGAUGGAAUGCACAUACCCAGACGCAAUUUUGGAAGAAGUAAAUAAAAAUAUCAUCUUCAGAACCAUGGACGAGUAUAGCAAAUCUGAAAGUCUUCUAUCCAAGCGAAUAUAUGUAAUAAAUGAUCUGAUCGAAGUAGUUAGCUCCAAUGAAAUACCUCAGUAUUUGUCCAUAGAUAAGCCUUGCUAUCAAGUUAAAAUUGAACCAUCUUCUAAAAAAGGAUAUGUGAAAAUGACCCAAGUGGAGAACAACUCCGCUAUCCUCCAAGCUCGAGAAUACGAUGAAAAUUACGAGCCAACACCAGGACCAUCAACAAGGUCUGAUUCAGACUACGACUACUCAACCAUCACUGACCUAAGAACCCCCAAACCCAUUGAAGUAGACACAAACACUGAAAGAAGAGACACUUUACCAGAAUCUUGUUUCACUCAUAAAAAAAUCAAACAAUUUCCCAUGAAAUCUUUGGGAGACGAAGACGAUGACGACGAAAUGAAUUUAGAUUAUCUAGCAAAUUUGAACGAAGAAGAUUUCUUCAGAGUUAUUGUUUACAUAAAUUCAUAUGGGUUUAUGAAUUAUUUUCAAAAUGUUUUAUUCUCAACGUCUCUGGGAAAAUCGCUUGGGUUUAAUGAAGAUGCUAUUUGUACUGCCAAAGCUAUACCUGGAAAAAUUUUCUGUGAUGAUUUGGACAUUGAAACCAAUGUUUAUAAAUCUUUUGAGAUAAUUCCUGCUGUAAGUAUCCCUUGGCCUGACGACCAAACAAUCGAAUUCGUCUACAGAGAAGACAGACCAACAAUUUUCGAUACCCGAACCGGUACCAAAUACCAAUGGCCCACGACAGGUCCAGCGAGCAUGAUCGAAGAUAUUCGUAACAUGACGGCAGUGCUGGUACCCAAAGGGUACGCAAAAAAGAAGGGAUUCAAUAAAAAUUCAAAUUUAGAAUGGGAAAUAAACUUUCCAAAAGCCGAACGAUACCUUGAGGCGCGCAUGUCGCAUGCCCAAAUGAAAUGCAUGCUAAUACUUUUUACCUUGCUCAGAACGUAUAUAACGCCGGUCACUAAGCAAAAUGGGCUUUUGCCAGAACACAUUAGGUCACACAUGUAUUGGGAAUGCGAAACUGACUAUAGAAAUUGGCCAGAGCAUAGACUAGGAACAAAAAUUUUGAGGGUGAUUAAGGAUUUGCAAAUGAGACUUUUUGAAGGUUCCCUACCGGACUUUUUCAUCAAAGAUAGAGACCUGUUCGAAAAUAUCCCAAAAAAGUAUCUCAAUUAUGCUCAAAAAAUAUUGCUUCAAAUCUUAAGCAACCCUGUUCCCUUUUUCAUCAAGGCGUUGAAAAAUGUACGAUACACUAGUGGAAAGUUCUAUCCGCCUUUAGAUUUUAAAGAACUUUAUGAUGGUAUCAGGAGCAAAAGCGGUGCAGUUUUAGUAAAUCCUAAUUUGGGAAUGCAAUCUUUACCACAAUUGAAAAAAAGGUUGUAUAGAGAUCCAGAGCAACAAAUGAAACAUAUAAAAUAUUUAAAGAAAAAAGAGCAAAUAAUAAGAGAUCGCAUAAAGCAAAAAGAGGAAGAGGAGAAAUCCAAAGAAAUUAACGUAUUUGAGAUUAACGAUGAUAAUGACAUCGAUUUAGAGGAGUCAAUCGACAAAGAGCUGGACAUAUGGAAAACAAAGGCCAUUAUUGUGAUAUUCAUUAAACAUUUCAUUGAAAUUGCCAGAAAAAGUUCGAUCCUUUCUACAGCCGAACAAGCUCUCUUUUAUCUUAAACAGGCGUCUUACUUAGCUAAGAUUUUAGAAGAUACUGCUGCCGCUUUUGUAGAAGAAAUGGGCGAAUAUCGACAAAUUAUUGCUGCGGAAGAGGCUAGAGUUAAAAUGAAGUCCGUAAGAACGUAUAGUUCAACUGAAGAAAAACCUCCAACCCCCGUAAGAAAUUCCAUAUCAUUCCAAUACAACGAAAUUAAUCAGCAAUUGAAAUCUGGUUCCAUUAAAUUAAACAACCUACAAGCUUCAUACGUGAAUGGCAUGCAACCAGUGCAACCAGUUCCACCAGCAAUGAGGAAUUUGAAGCCUGCGCAAAGGAGUGAGAGUUAUAAACAAAAUGGGCAGAAUGCUAAGAGAAAAAAUGUAGCAUUUGCAGAAUAAAUUAUCUAGAAUAAGUUUUGUAUGCAAAAUUUAGGUAUGGAGAGCAGAGAGAACAUGUAUUUAUUUGAGACUUAAUAGAUAAUCCCUUAAAUGAAUCUUUUGCCAAUAUGUACAAGAAAAUAUAAAUGAAUUGGCUGUAGGUAUGUAUAGGCUUAUUGAAUUUAAAUUAUUGUUAAAUUAUUUAUCAUAUUAUUACUAAAAGAUUAAUAAAUCUAUUUUUAAAUAAAAUAUCUAUUUCGUAACAUCGUUAAAAACCUAUUUAU